UUGGCGGUGUAAUUCAUAAAUUCUGUUUGUAGUUGAAAAAUUUAGCUUUGAGAAAGCUGAACUUCUCAUUACAUUUAUUUUUAAAUACUUAUGUUAUUAACUUUAUUCGAUAUAGCUUAUUUUGUUUUAAAUAUAAGUUUCUUGCUAUAAUAAUGAUUCUUUUCGGCUUUCUUGGUGUUAUAAUUCAUACCAUAUUUUUGUAUUCUGUAGUCGAUGUUUAUUUUAAAUCUCCAAUUAUUCAUGGAAUGACUCCUUAUUCAACACCACUGCCACCACCAGCUAAAAGGCUUGUUUUAAUAGUUGCUGAUGGUUUAAGAGCUGAUAAAUUAUUCGAAGUUAAUGCUCAAGGUGAAACGAAUGCACCUUACUUGAGAGAUUUAGCAAUAAAUGUUGGUGCUUGGGGCAUUUCUCACACACGUGUGCCAACUGAAUCACGUCCAGGCCAUGUUGCUAUUGCUGCUGGUAUAUAUGAAGACGUCAGUGCUGUUACAAGAGGAUGGAAAGAAAACCCAGUGGAAUUUGAUUCUGUAUUCAAUGAAAGUAGAUAUACAUGGGCUUGGGGCAGUCCAGAUAUUCUUCUAAUGUUUAACAAAGGUUUGACUGAAAUUUUUAAAUUUAAUAUUAUAAAUUACAUAUGUAUUAUACAU
This is a messenger RNA of Stegodyphus dumicola, 647 nucleotides long. Its product is annotated as GPI ethanolamine phosphate transferase 1-like. The record is from RefSeq and is a predicted model, not a curated record. Gene Ontology annotation, molecular function: mannose-ethanolamine phosphotransferase activity. Gene Ontology annotation, biological process: GPI anchor biosynthetic process. Gene Ontology annotation, cellular component: endoplasmic reticulum membrane. NCBI's taxonomy places the organism in Eukaryota, Metazoa, Arthropoda, Arachnida, Araneae, Eresidae.